AUUGCCAAAAUCUGUCUAUCUCGAAAACCUAAAUUUAGAGACACUAAAUUAUUACUUGCAAUGAAGUUCAAGCAGCUGGAAAACCUCAGAAGCAUCAUCCAGGCCAAACAAGAACAACUCAUUUUUGCAGCAGAAAGAUAUAGUGUUCAUGAUGCUCGGUGGAGUCUCCUGCAAAAGAUAAAUCAUGCAGAGCAGGAGUGUGAGAUGCUGUUUCAGAGGUUUGCAGAGGGGAAGACGCCGUUGGCAGAGUUCCUGGAUUCUUUUCUCAGCUCGCUGAAACUCCAACACAUCAGGAUGGCCCUGGUGAAGAAACUCCACGAAGUUGUUGAACUGAGAGCAACACAAAGGCUCGGUGAGCCUGAGCCUUUCUCUGCAGAGGAGAUAGGCACCGCCUGCCUCCCGCUCUGCGGCCUGAACACAGCUGUGGUCGUACCGGCCUGCUGCCACCCUCCAGUCCUGCUGCCCUGUGGCGCCCACGCAAACACGCUUCACCGUCUACAGUAUUUACCAUUUUGUCUCGAGUCCCUACGACCAGGAGCGCUCGGACGGGGCCCCAAAUGGCCGGUGAAACCUGUCCGUCUUCAGCCUCUGGAGGUGCAGCAGAGGAGGCAUCGACAAGCACCGCCGUGAAGUGGAAUCCAGUCUCAAAAUCCAGUUUGUGUUUCCUUAACGUUGGCAGAGGGAGAAAAGUUACAGGGACGAGGUUCCGUCGCACCAAGAAUCAGAUUUGGGCUUUAUUCUAAUUAACCAUUUGACAUUUCUUAUGUCAUAAGUCAUAACUUUACUAUUUUAUUAACGCUUGUUUGUGGUAAGACAAACAUUGAUAAGAAGUGAUGAGAAGUUUGGCAUAUAGAAAAUUAUUGUUAUAUCAAACUCUCAAACUCAGGUAAUGUAAUGGAAAGUGUAUCCAAAAAGCGUUGGGUAUGGACAAUGGAUGGAUUUAAUACAUAUAGAGGAAGUUAUACUUUAAAAGUUAUAUUUGUCAUAACAAUACGUUGAGACCAAAUGUUUAGUAGUUGCAUGUCAUUAGCUCCUGUUCUUGGAGCAGAGUGAGUUAUGAGAAAGCACACAGAGCUUUAGAUGUUUACGUGAGUAUCUAUAAGAUUUAAAUAAACAAGUCAGCCUUUUUAGAAUUGUUUGGCAAGUAUACAAUAUAGUCUCAUACUUUUGACUAUCCCAAUCUCAGUCACUGUGGUAUCUUUUAUCCAAUUGUCCAUUUUCAGAUACUUUAUUAAAAUACUAAAGUUUAGAUUAUUAAUCCUUCCGAAUGUUCCCUCUAAAAUGAUCCACGACAAUAUAAAUCCUGGUGGGCAGUUCCAAGUUCACUCAGUGACUGCAUAUUAUUAAUAAUCUGAAGCUCAAACCACUUUAGGACUAAUUCCGUGAUCAAAUACUUUAAAAUGUCCACUUUCCGUGAAGGAUUUCUUACCAAAGUCUUCACCCCACGGAGAAAGAUUAUGAAUACGUCAUUGACUGUAACACUGUGGCACCCAACAUAUCAAUAAACAUGUGGUCACUCA
Messenger RNA from Pseudoliparis swirei, 1520 nucleotides. Its product is annotated as vacuolar protein sorting-associated protein 37C-like. Bases 61 to 630 code for a protein of 189 amino acids. The record is from RefSeq and is a predicted model, not a curated record. The transcript has 3 exons. NCBI's taxonomy places the organism in Eukaryota, Metazoa, Chordata, Actinopteri, Perciformes, Liparidae.